Galleria mellonella (greater wax moth) is the source of this 1415-nucleotide messenger RNA. It is a transcript of the gene mms4, whose product is annotated as crossover junction endonuclease EME1. The coding region runs from base 154 to 1386 and encodes 410 amino acids. NCBI's taxonomy places the organism in Eukaryota, Metazoa, Arthropoda, Insecta, Lepidoptera, Pyralidae. The transcript is spliced from 11 exons. Gene Ontology annotation, biological process: mitotic intra-S DNA damage checkpoint signaling; double-strand break repair; replication fork processing. The record is from RefSeq and is a predicted model, not a curated record. Gene Ontology annotation, cellular component: nucleus; Holliday junction resolvase complex.
AGUUUGAUGGGAGUUCGUUGGUACCGGUACUUUUAGCAUGUUUUAUAUAAACAAAGCAAAAACAAACAUAAACAUAUUAAAUGAAAUAUUUUUCACUAUUUAAUAGAGGGAUUUAAUAGAGAUAUUUUUUACAAAUUACUAGUUUUCUAUAAGAUGACAUCGAAAAGGCAUAAAAGACAAAGUGACGAUAGUAAUAGCAUUGAGAUUAUGGAUCUGACUCAAGAGGACGAUCAAGAAGUACCUUGUGAAUAUAUAGAUUUAUCAGCUCCGUCCAGGUCACAAACAUCAACUGCAAGUAGUGGGACAGCAUCAGAAGUUAGCGCAACCACUAGCGGUCGAAAGAAGAUGGGAAGGAAGAGUGUUGGUAGUUUGCAAGAAAAAAGUAAGAAAAAAAGUAAUGCUGCAGAGAAGCAAGCUAAAAAGCAGAGAAUAGCUGAAAGUAAAGCGGCUAGAGCUGCAGACAGAGAGAUGAAUAAAAUAUUUAAGCCUGGAGAGUGUAUGAAGCAUAUGAGUAUUGAGAUGCACCCAGUGCUGGCGGGCGCGUGGUACAUGGCGGACGUGGCCCGCGAGGCGGCCGGCGCCGGCUGCCGCGUGGCGAGCGCCGCGGACGUGUGCGAGCCCGCGCUCGUCAUGUGGUCGCGGCACCGUGCCCACCGCACGCUCGCGGCGGCCGGCCGACAGGUGGGUUUAAGUGGUGGGAAGGAGCGUUGCAACCGUGCGCUGUUCGUUUGCGAGGCGGCGACAGCGGCUGAGCUGGCGGCCGGGCGGCGUCUCGCGUGCCACCUCGGGUCUGUUCGCGACAUGGCCAGCUGCCCGCUCACGCUUGUCAUAUUCGGCCUCAACGAUUACUUCAAGUCGUCAGGUAGAAACACGAUAAACAGCAAUAAGAAAUUGAUAACGGAAAUUGAUCUAGAAAUGGCCAUAACAGAUCUACUGGUGAGCGCCGAUGUGGACACGAUAGUGGUGAACACACCCAACGAGCUGGCGCUUCUCAUCGUCCAGUUCACGAAGGCGAUCGCGGAGGAACCUUACAAGAAAUCAAAACGCGCAUGUGACGAGCAAGCCGAGUUCUACAUGAGAGGUGACAAGAAGAAAUCCGUACCAGUGGAUAAAGAUGGUAACGGUCUGAGUAGACUGUGGCAGCAGAUGAUCGCCGUGUUACCGUUGUCGAGUUUAGAAACCUCCAGAUCACUGUGCGCCCUCUAUAAAUCUCCGCUCGAACUUUAUAAGGCGCUGCAAUCGCCAAAUUGUUUGAACGAACUAGCCGAUAUUGGUGUAUCAAGAGCGGCCAUUCCAGGGUCCAGAGCACGUCGUCUUGGACCCGAAUUCGCCAGGAAACUUCACACUUUAUUUACGGCUGAGGAUGGAAAUAUAUUAAUAGACUGAAAUGUUAUUAUGAAAUAAAAAAAAAGGAC